AUGAAUUUUCUCAUCGUCGUUCUUGGUAUUUUGGUGUUAUUUAUUCACCGCUUCUAUUGCUGUAACUUCAAGGUUAAUGUGCGGUCAGAAACGGAACACGACGUAUGGGCGCAGUUCACAUUUCACAACAAGACGCAGAGCGAAGUAUUGAAUUUCACGAGAUAUGGCGAGGAAAGAGAAUUACGUGUAACUGGUGUCAUUUGUAAUAUAGGACCAACCAUAUUGAAGAGCUAUAAGGAAUUUCCAAAGAAGGGUGUCAAACCAAUUGGAGAGACUUCGGCGUUUUUAGACGGGAAUGGCGAAAUGUUCUAUAAAAUUUUCCCGAAACAAGGUCCGAUGGCAGUUCGUUCAUUUGCUAUGAUCUGCGGAUUCGGCCAAUGCCGCGUCGGAUGA
Messenger RNA from Caenorhabditis bovis, 393 nucleotides. NCBI's taxonomy places the organism in Eukaryota, Metazoa, Nematoda, Chromadorea, Rhabditida, Rhabditidae. The record is from the annotation of a GenBank genome assembly.